Molecule: messenger RNA, 569 nt
Organism: Cucumis sativus (cucumber)
Lineage: Eukaryota; Viridiplantae; Streptophyta; Magnoliopsida; Cucurbitales; Cucurbitaceae
Exons: 1
Coding region: 182-343 (53 amino acids)
Source: RefSeq, a predicted model, not a curated record
CUCUCCACGAAGUUGACUUCUGAUAUUGGCUGAAUGAAUUGGUGAAAAGACAUAGACACACAAUUAAAUGUUAAUCAUUAUUCCAUUCAAUUAGUCUUCUUCUUCUCUAUCAAUUUUCAUCUUCUUUGAUCCAUUCAAACAAGAAAGAGGAAGAAGAAGACGAAGAAGAAGAAGAAGAAAAAUGAAUCAAAAUUUGAGCUCUCUCCUAAUAGGGUUGGUUGGUGCAGCCAUAACUUUAUCAGCUUAUUCUCAAACUUUGAUAUCUCCAACUGAGUGCAUCACAGUGGGCCUUCUUGUUCUCAUUUUUGGUCUUCUUGUUAAUGAAGGUUUCAUCUCUCUUUAAACAUCCCUACCUAUAAUUCCUUUUAUUUCUCUUUUUGCUACUAAUUUCCACCUAUUUUCAACUUUAAUUUCGCUACCUUUUUGUUUCUAGCUAUGUAUUCUUUAAACAUUUGUAUUCUUAUUUGUAAUAAUAUCUUGGUGGAUUGAUCAUAUAUCAAGUUUGAGAUCCAUUCAUGAUCAUUAAUGUUUUUGGUCAAGGCUUUGCAUAAAUCUGAAAAUUUCAUUGA